Molecule: messenger RNA, 4535 nt
Organism: Neoarius graeffei (lesser salmon catfish)
Lineage: Eukaryota; Metazoa; Chordata; Actinopteri; Siluriformes; Ariidae
Gene: foxk1
Product: forkhead box K1
Exons: 9
Coding region: 498-2438 (646 amino acids)
Biological process (GO): regulation of transcription by RNA polymerase II
Molecular function (GO): RNA polymerase II cis-regulatory region sequence-specific DNA binding; protein binding; DNA-binding transcription factor activity, RNA polymerase II-specific
Source: RefSeq, a predicted model, not a curated record
UUAAUUCCGCACGGAAAGCGUGAGAUGAGAAACACGGCGGUGUUCGAGCCGCAAUGGCGCUCACAGUCUGACAAUCCGCCGCCGUGUUCUCAUAUUCUUCACUGCCACAUGUAACGCACGUGUCGUCCGGUUCCAGGAAAUGCACAAGGGUUAACUGUUUGUGCGCCGGAUCCGAGCCUGGCUCUCGAGACCGUGAUCAAACUAUUUACACGUCAAUAAGACGCGAAACUCAACUUUCGAGCAAUGCGAUCUGAGUGGCAGUGAAAACAGGCGGAGAAAGAAAGAGAUGUGAAACGGGUGGGAUUUUGCUGUGCACGAGACUCCCGGAAGGUAAUCCAGGUCGGGUGUUGUGUCUCGCGCGCAUCUCCGGUGUUGUGACUCCCCGCAGCAGAGCGAGGCGGAGGCGCUGCCCGACUCUCAGCCAUUUCUACAAGUUCCUCUUCAACUUCUUUCCCCCUUCUUUUAAAAACACACAGGAGGAAACAAACAAAAAAAAGAUGGCUGAUUAUGCGGACGACACCGGAGCGCGCGCUCUGCUGGCCCUGAAGUCCGCGCCGUGCAGUCCGGUAAGAGGAGCGAGUCCACCAGCGGCGCACGCGCUCUCGCUCUCCAUUUCCCCUGCGCCCGCGCCUCUUCCGGCGCAGGCCGCGCUCGCGCGCCUCCACGGCCGCGACUUUGAGUUCGUGAUGCGGCAGCGCGCCGUCACUGUGGGACGCAACUCGUCACACGGAUCCGUGGAUGUCAACAUGGGCCACUCGAGCUUCAUCUCGCGGCGCCACCUGCAGAUCACCUUCGAGGAGCCCGACUUCUACCUGCGCUGCCUGGGCAAGAACGGCGUGUUCGUGGACGGUGUGUUCCAGAGGAGAGGCGCGCCGCCGAUCCGCUUACCCACAGAGUGCACGUUUCGUUUUCCCAGCACGGUGAUAAAGAUCCAGUUUACUGCACUGUACCACAAAGGGGCACUGAAGGAAGAGUCGCCUGUGUCCCCGGUGAGACCCCUGUACCCGCAGAUCUCGCCACUGAAAAUCACCAUUCCUGAAAACGACUUCAAAAGCAUGAGUCCCCCCCUGCCUUCACCCACAGGAACCAUCAGUGUACCUAACUCUUGUCCAGCGAGUCCUCGGGGUGCAGGCUCCUCUGGCUACCGCUACGGACGCAACAUAACCUCGGACCUGCAGUUGGCGGCUGAGUACGCAGCCAAAGCUGUAUCAGAGCAUCGCACAGAGGCGUCAGAUAGAGACAGCCCCAAGGAUGAGUCCAAGCCCCCGUACUCGUAUGCACAGCUGAUUGUACAGGCCAUAUCUUCGGCUCCGGACCGACAGCUGACGCUAAGUGGCAUCUACGCCCACAUCACCAAGCAUUACCCCUACUACAGGACUGCGGAUAAGGGCUGGCAGAACUCCAUCAGGCACAACCUGUCGCUGAACCGCUACUUCAUCAAAGUGCCACGCUCUCAAGAGGAGCCAGGGAAGGGCUCAUUCUGGCGCGUCGAUCCCUCGUCAGAGGCCAAGCUGGUGGAGCAGUCCUUCCGCAAACGCCGUCAGAGAGGCGUCUCCUGCUUCCGGACACCAUUUGGUCCACUUUCCUCAAGGAGCGCUCCAGCUUCACCCACCCACUCUGGCCUGCUGUCUCCUCACUCGAGCGGCCUGCAGACCCCUGAGUGUCUGUCUCGAGAGGGUUCACCCAUUUCCCAUGAGAAUGAGUUUAGCACCAAGCUGGCGUCGGUGCCCGAGUUCAGAUACUCUCAGAGCGCCCCAGGCUCUCCGGUGAGUGCACAGCCCGUGAUCGUGGCCGUGCCUCCUCAGCCCUCGGCAGCGGUAGCAAAGCCCGUGGCCUACAUGCCCGCUUCCAUCCUCACCUCGCAGCAAGCCUCUGGUCAGGCUGUGCAUGUGCUCCAACAAGCUCCAGCUGUCACCAUGGUGCGGGUUCUCAACACCGCCUCCAGCUCCGCCAACGGAUACGUCCUGGCGAACAUUGGCACCGCGCCAGCCGGGGAGAGUUCUGGAGAACUCCGAGGUGUUCUGGAGGAGAUGGCAGCCCCCACAUCCAUCCCUGCGGGCAGCCGAGUGAUUCAGUCUGUAGGGAGCCACUUGAGUUCAGCCUCUAGAGGGCAGCAGAGUUACACUGUUCUGCAGGCCACUUCCGUGCCUUUGGGUCAGCACCAGCUCCCAGUCCAGACCAUCACCCAGAACGGCAAACACGCUCUGCCCACUACCACCAUCUCCCCCAACACUUAUGCUCUCACCAGCCCUCUUCAGAUCCUGGCAGCGCAGGCUUCCACCUCGCCCCCGGUGCUAGUGAACAGGCCUUCCAGUGUGGAGAGGGAGGAAGCGGGUGUGCAGGAGCCUGACACCAAACGACCCAAGAUGGAGGAUGACGGCGUGGUGUCUGUCCCCAAACCUGUCAUCGUAGCGAUGACCCCAGAGGCCAGUGACUGAGUGAGGGAGGGAGGGAGUGAGUGAGUGGAGAAGAUGGUUAAAGCAAGCCCCCAAAAAUAGUGUUAGCACAACGUGCCAUUGUUAUAGAGGGGAAUUUGAGGUUUGGUGUUUGUUUUUGUUUGUUUUGUGGGGUUUUUUUUUUUUUUUUUUGGGUCGUCAUUUUCUUUUCUUUUACUAAGAACUUCAGUUUUUUGUGAGAGAACAAGCCCUGACGGAGUGUGCAUAUUAAGGACAGGUAGGAGAUAAACGCAUUAUCCUUUAAGCCUUAAAAAAAAAAAAAGUCAGUGCUGAGACGGUUUUAAUUUUGUGGGUUUCUUUAAAGAGGAUGGGAAUUGGUCUCUUAAAGCUAUUCGAGAGGUGAAAUGCACACACAAGGCAACGUGCUGCCGUGUAGUUCCUCACAAGGUACAGUCAAAAGCAGUACUUACUCCAGGUUGGGGCGGGACCAAUAAAAUGAUAACUAAGCAGCUACUUCUGUAUGGGAGCACUGACCUCUCAGAAUUGAAGCAUUAUGUAUUAAGCUCAUUGGAGACUCUUGUCACGGGUUUCUGUCAUCUCCAGGGGAACCUUGGAUUUAUUUAUGAUUCUGUGCUUUAAUUAAGCAUGGGUUAGAAACACCAUCACCAUCUGAUAAAAUUGGAUUGUAAACUAAUAACUAAAACUUCUUCGAAAACAACGAUUUCGAAAAAAAAAAAUCCUACAUUUCAAGGCCUUCUUCAAGCCUUGAGCUCUUUAACAUGCUCUCAAGUAUUUUUCUAUGGCGGGCUGUGACCUUGCGCAUGUAGAUGUUGUAAAGAGAAAUGUCUAGCACAUGUCUGUCUGGGAAUUUAGUCUGCAAACCUAAAACAAACUCAAUGAAUGUAUGUAGCUUGUGUUUUCUUUUUUUCAUUGUUCACGGCUCCCUCUCGACUAAAUGCGCGUGAAGAAAUUAGAAUGUGGCGUCCUUAAGGUUUUACGUUCUCGUUUAAAAUGAUAAAUAGGAGAUAGAUAACCCUAGGGUUAGAUGUACACCUGGCCAUCCUCUGUGUGCUUUAUAAUGGCUAAGAAUUACAUUACCUGGUUAGGUAUGUAUUAUUGAAUGAAUAAUAAUAUUUAAACCAUACACAAAUUAGAAAUACUGGUAUGUUUCAUUAUUACGAGGGGCUACUGAUAACCAAAUAUGUUCAUUUCUAGUUUUAAAGACCCAGGAAUGUAAGAAUGUAACGAUUCAUGUUAGUUAAUUAAUUAUCAGAGAGGCUACUUUUCCACUGUCCGCCUUCCCGUGAUCUUCGAACGAUGCCGGGAGGUACGUAAUGAAUGUUAAACUUUUUUUUUUUUUCCUAAACGUGAUAUUUUUACAAAUAAAAAUACAAACACGGGUGUUUGACAAUCACUAACAUGAUGGUGUCAGUUCCCACUUUAUAAACGAUAUAAAGAAGUAUUGGAAACAUCUCGCAAUAAUGAACCUGAGAAAACACUCUAAAAGACCAAAAUAUAUAUCCACUCGAUUAGUGCCUUGAGCUCUGUAGCAAAGAUUCUGCUUCAAACUCUACCACCUGCUGCUUGGAAGUUAAAACACUGAAGCUUUUUCACUCUUCAGGGUUAGAAUGACUCAAUAACACUGUCUGAUCUGUAGAAUGAACUCGAAAUAUGGUCAGAAGUUUAGUUUAGUUUAAUGCUUUGUGAUCAAAAGAUCCGAAAACUUAUUUCUUAUAAAGCAUAUAAUACUGAAAUAAUCAGUUUUAUCGCUAAAUCAAAAUAAGUUUGACUUCAACGUGAGAUAGGAGGUAUGGGGUGGGGGAGUGGAGGGAAAUAAUCAGGAUUUUUUUUUUUUCUUUUUUGUAUGCAAGUAAUAAAUGCAUUUCCCCCCCUCUUUUAGUUAAGUGUCGUCUUUAAUGCUCCUCUCAGAUCAGUAAAUCUACACCAAUAAAAAACAAAUCACGCCAUUGACUCACUGAAACUCUGUUUUCAGUUUAGUUCAAACAAGCAUUAAGAGCAGUAAGUCAUUCAGGCUUUUAAACCUCUCAGUAAUUACUAAAAUAAAGUAAGCACUUGGUUGUAGAGUUGAGUUUCUAUUCUCCUUAAACCCACUGAAUAAACUUUUCACUGCCUACGAAA